UUAAAAGAAAAUAAAUAACUUUUUGAAUAUUUUAAAACUUUUUCCAUUUAUAAGAAUCCCUUUUUAACAAUAAGUUUUUAAGCCAUCUUCAUGUAAUGUGGACUUUAUGACACCAGAAAUCAAAUUAAGUUCCUGAAGUACUAAAACAAGGAAAUGAACAAGAAAGAAAUAUUCAUACCUUUACAAAUAUGGCUGUGUAUCAAAUGGAAUAUUUCCAUCAGUACACUUUAAGUAUACUGUGUACACUGCAUACUUACUUCCUGAGUACUGUCCCAUUACUUUUUUUUGUAGUGCACUUCACCCAAAAGGCUUUCUUCUCUUAACUCCGUCCCAUUGUUUCAAGUUAGUCCCGCCUCUUCCGCCAGCCAACAUGGCGACUAUUGAGUGUGCUAAGUUUCCAUCAAUGCACACUCACCAUUUUGAGUGUAACAUGCUAGUACUGACUAUAAACACAUUUAUGUACUUUGAAGACUAAGUGGAAGUACACAAGUGUACACAUUUAUCCACUCAAAAGACUAGGUGUAAGUACACAAGUGUUCCUACUUAUGCACUCAAAAGACAAGGCGUAAGUACACGAGGGUACUCACUUAAGCACUUAAAAGACUAAGUGUAAGUAUCUCAAAAGACUAGGUGUAAGUACACAAGUGUACACACUGAUCCACUCAAAAGACAAAGUGUAAGUAUACAAGUGUUCCUACUUAUACGCUCAAAAGACAAGGCGUAAAUACACGAGGGUACUCACUUAAGCACUUAAAAGACUAAGUGUAAGUAUACCAGUGUACACACUUAACCACUCAAAAGACUAACUGUAAGUACAAAAGUGUACCCACUUAUCCACUCAAAGGACUGGGUGUAGGUACACAAGUGUACACACUUGUACACUCAACAGACUAGGUGUAUGUACACAAGUGUACACACUUUUGCACUAAAAGGACCAGGUGUAAUACAUAAGUGUACACACUUAGGCACUUAAAAUACUAAUUGUAAGUACACUAGUGUACACACCAAGGCACUUAAAAGACUAGGUGGAAGUAUACGAGUGUACACUCCUCGAUACUUAAAAGACUAAAUGUAACACAAGUGUACACUCUUAUGCAUUAAAAAAGCUAGGUGUCAGUACACGAGUGUACACACUAACCCACUUAAAAGACCAAGUGUAAGUACACAAGUGUACACAUCUAUGUAUUCAAAAGACUAUGUAUUAGUACACAAGUGUGAACUCUUUUGCACUCAAAAGAUGAAGUGUAAGUACACAAGUGUACACUCGUAUGUACUCAAAAGGCCAAGUGUAGGUACAGAAGUGUACACUCUUAUGCACUCAAAAGACGAAGUGUAAGUACACAAGUGUACACUCUUAUGCACUCAAAGGACCAAGUGUAAGUACACAAGUGUACACUCUUAUGCACUCAAAAGACGAAGUGUAAGUACACAAGUGCAGAGGUCCAAUCAGAUCCUGUUUAAAUCCAAAGAAAAAGGUGAAAUAUGAAGUUGAUUUAGUAAAACUGAAAAGAGCCCUUCCUAAUCUUCUUCCCAGUUUCAGUCAGCAGUGUUUGUUCUUCAGGACUCUGAGCACCUUCUGGUUCCUGCUCUUGAAGGCCAGCACAAAGUUGUGAGGGCCAACCUUCCCUCGGCCCUCCUGGUCCACCUCACCCAUGAAGAUGUAGUUCAGGCCUGCAUGGGGGGUCACACACACACAGCCUGAAUGCACAUCCAGGUGGAGCAGGAGCACGAGGAGGAGAAAGAAAAGGAGGAGGAGAAGAAAGAAAAUGAGGAAAAGACAAGAAGCUUUUUCCCAGGGCUAAACCUUGGGAAAUCUCACCUCUGGUGACGAGGGGACACUUGCGACACAGGACCAGGAUCUUGGUGCUCAUGGUCUUGCCCGCCUGCUGGAUGGCCAGACUGCCUUCCUUCAACACGCUGACGAUGGACACGGUGACGUGAGCGCUGCCUCCUCUGCUCACGGCCGAGAUGACCGUGCCUGUGAUCACUGCAGGCUGCGCAGCGGAAAAGACGGACAGGAAGCCGCUCCCGGCCGUGUUGGCGUCCGACAGCAUGUGCAGCAUCAUCUUGUUGCCCGUGGAAACCAGUGCCCCCGGCUUGAGGGUACCACAGAAGCGGCCCAGCCGCUGACCGCUGGCGUGGCCGCUGUACACGUCCACGUAGUCGUAGCGACACAGGCGGUCGCUCUCCAGGUCCAGGAAGCGGAAGGACAGCACCACCACCUUCCCUUCCGGGACCUGCGGGGCAGCAGGUUCGUUUUCACAUUCUAUCAGGGUGGCGAUCAAAAUGAAGCGAACGUACAAGAGGGGGAACGCCGUCAUCAAACUCGCGGCUAACCAGAAGAAAAGCACUUCCGCUUCCGGUCCUGUCAAAAUCAAAGCCGGACCUUGGACCUUGGACCUUCAUUGCAAGUGGAUCGCAGGACUGGGACCGAAAGUAGCAGCUGACGUGCCCCCCCCCCCCCCCCCUCCCUCCGCCCCUCCCCCCGACAUGGCGUCAGGCCACCAGGUCCACUCCACCGUCCUGCAGGAGGAGCUCACCUGUCCGGUGUGCUUGGACGUCUACCGCGACCCCCUGCUGCUCCCGUGCGGCCACAACUUCUGCCGCAAGUGUCUGGAUCGACUGCGGCAGGAAACGGAGCGCAGCCGCUUCCGCUGCCCGGAGUGCCGCGACAGCCACAGCUGCAGCAUGCACCUGCAGAGGAACUUCAAGCUGGGCAACAUCGCCGACGACUUCCGCUCCAGCAACACGGCGGCGGCCGCCAAAGAGUGCGUGACCUGGACGGGACCCAAAGGCUCCGUCCCGUGCGACUACUGCCUGCCUCCCGCCUCCACGGCGUCCUCCUCCUCCUCCUCCGCCUCUCCUGAAAAGGGCGACAUGCAAGAAGGCGGCUUCGGCGUGGCGGUGAAGAUGUGCCUGAAGUGUGAGGUGUCCAUGUGCCAGGAGCACGUCAAGCCUCACCUGGAGCUGCCCGUCUUCAGAGACCACCUGCUGACUGAAACCAUCUGUGACUUCUGGAAGAGGAAGUGUCCCGACCACGACGAGUUCUACAGGUACUACUGCGUGGACGACAAGGUGUUUGUGUGCAACUCCUGCACCAUCGAAGGUCGCCACCAGGAGCACGCCGUGAGGACCAUGAAGAACACCAUGAAGGACAUGAAGCAGGAGUCGCUACACAAGCAGCUGGGCAAGGUGGUUCGGAAGCAGGCCUUGGCCAAGAAGAGGCUGCAGGAGCAGAACCAGAAGGACAGACAGAGAGAGUUCCUGCAGGACUCCGAGGAGCAUCUGGCGGCGCUGCGGGAGACGCUGGAGGGCAAGGUGUUGGGCUUCAUGGGCCGGCUGAUGGAGUGCACGCGCACGUUCUGUGACGCUAACGGCACCGCCAUCUCCAAGAACAUCUCCCGCAUCCACCAGGACCUGGACCGACUCCAGGAGGCGCAAAGCGGCAUCCAGGACCUUCUGCAGGAGAAAGACCCCUUCUGCUUCAUCGAGGCCAGCCAGACCACAGGAAGGAGGUGCACCAGCCUGCUGAGGAAGAACAUCUUCUACCCCAAGUACGUGGACACGGAGACCGCCAUCGUCAGCGUCAUGAUGGAGGAGGAGAUGCGUAAGUUUGUGGAGGUCACGCUGCGGAGGGAAAUCAUGGCCGCCAUCAACUCCAUCUGUCAACUCCCCGAGGAGGAGGAAGGCGAGCAAACUCAGAACGAGGAAGUGACCAGGGAGACUGACGACGACGAUGAUGAUGACGAUGAUGUCGAUGACGACGAGGAUGACGUCCUGGACGACAGCAGCGAGGAGAUGAGCGAAGAAGAGGAGCACAGUGAAGGUCACGACGGGAGUGACUCCGAGGAAGAUGUUUACAUCCCUGAGGACGAUGAUGAUGAUGAUGAUGAUGAUUAUGAAGACGUGGAGGAGGAAGAUGAAGAGAAUGAAAUGGAGCUCACCGACAUCUCAUGAGAAGGUCACACACACACACACACACACACACACACACACACACACACACACACACACACACACGAAUGUAGAAUCCAAUGUUUUUUUCCUAAAAAAAAAGAAUAUUCUAGCAUGUUGCUUUGCCAAAGACUGGCAGACUUUGCUCCAUUCACCCGACUUUGCACUUUUAAUGCUGUGAUGCUAGGCUACCUAGCCCAAUAUAGCAAUGUUUUGAUACAGGCGAUGUCUCACGGGCCAAAUAGCUAAUAAAGGAUUGACGUUGUGGACGUGGUUUUGUUUUCUCAUCCCCGCUUUGGCAGCACUUAAUUGUGCGGAGGAGGUCUCGUAGCCUCUGUGCAACAACUGAUUCUGCAGGGAAGGAUUCAUUUCCAUGCUUAGUGCUUAGUGGCCACAUGCGUGAACGGCAUCUUUGAGCUCUAAUUUACAAAACUGUGUACACUACUGAAUUGGGGUCUUACGGCCACUUAUGUGGACACUUAUACUGCCAUCUGCUGGUGUCAGAAGAGUAUAACAUACAAUGCAAUUUGGAAAACAAUAAGAAUUAGCAUGUCACUGAACAUGAAGUACACGUUUGUGUACUUAUGGACUAGGUACAUCAUAUCAAAAGAUGAUUCUUAGUUUUUAUUUUAAUUAGGGUCCAAAAAGACCAAAGGAUAUUCUUGCAUGUUGCUUUGCCGAAGACUGGCAGACUUUGCUCCAUUCACCCGACUUUGCACUUUUAAUGCUGUGAUGCUAGGCUACCUAGCCCAAUAUAGCAAUGUUUUGAUACAGGCGAUGUCUCACGGGCCAAAUAGCUAAUAAAGGAUUGACGUUGUGGACGUGCUUUGGUUUUCUCAUCCCCGCUUUGGCAGCACUUAAUUGUGAGGAGGAGGUCUCGUAGCCUCUGUGCAACAACUGAUUCUGCAGGGAAGGAUUCAUUUCCAUGCUUAGUGCUUAGUGGCCACAUGCGUGGACAGCAUCUUUGAGCUCUAAUUUCCAAAACUGUGUACACUACUGAAUUGGGGUCUUACGGCCACUUAUGUGGACACUUAUACUGCCAUCUGCUGGUGUCAGAAGAGUAUAACAUACAAUGCAAUUUGGAAAACAAUAAGAAUUAGCAUGUCACGGAACAUGAAGUACACGUUUGUGUACUUAUGGACUAGGUACAUCAUAUCAAAAGAUGAUUCUUAGUUUUUAUUUUAAUUAGGGUCCAAUAAGACCAAAGGAUAUUCUUGCAUGUUGCUUUGCCAAAGACUGGCAGACUUUGCUCCAUUCACCCGACUUUGCACUUUUAAUGCUGUGAUGCUAGGCUACCUAGCCCAAUAUAGCAAUGUUUUGAUACAGGCGAUGUCUCACGGGCCAAAUAGCUAAUAAAGGAUUGACGUUG
Nerophis ophidion (straightnose pipefish) is the source of this 5323-nucleotide messenger RNA. RefSeq lists its product as uncharacterized. Gene Ontology annotation, molecular function: zinc ion binding. The coding region runs from base 2287 to 3957 and encodes 556 amino acids. The record is from RefSeq and is a predicted model, not a curated record. The transcript has 13 exons. Lineage: Eukaryota; Metazoa; Chordata; Actinopteri; Syngnathiformes; Syngnathidae.